CACGGGCACUGGCGGGAGACGUGCACUGCCCGACCGUGGUAAUGGACCAGCACACACUUGAUGUGGAGGAUACCGCGGAUGCCGGACAUCCAGCAGGUACUUCGCGCCCCUCGGAUGCGGCGCUCCUCAGAGAUACCGGGCUUCCCGAGGGCGCUGCGCUUCUCUCAGAUACUGUGCGCCCCACGAACGCCGCGCUUCCCACGGAUGCUGCGCGCCCUGCGGUUAAUGUUCGGGAUCGCGAGGCCGCCUGGCCGCCUGCACUGAACUUCUGUUCCCGCCACCCAAGGCUCUAUGGCCUAGUCGCCUUGGUGUUGCUGCUUCUGGUCGCCUGUGUCCCUAUCUUCACUCGCACCCAGCCUCGGCCAGCGCUCAUAAUCACCACCUCGCCCAACCUGGGUACCCGAGAGGAUACUGAAGACCAGGUCACCCCUGUUUCCCACAUUGGCUGCCCCAACACUACACAACAGGGCUCUCCUGUGUUCGCCAAGCUACUGGCUAAAAACCAAGCAUCACUGAGCAAUACAACUCUAAACUGGCACAGCCAAGAUGGAGCCGGGAGCUCGUACCUAUCUCAGGGUCUGAGGUACGAAGAAGACAAAAAGGAGUUGGUGGUAGACAGUCCCGGGCUCUACUACGUAUUCUUGGAACUGAAGCUCAGUCCGACAUCUGCAAACACAGGCCACAAGGUGCAGGGCUGGGUCUCUCUUGUUUUGCAAGCAAAACCUCAGGUAGAGGACUUUGACAACUUGGCCCUGACAGUGGAACUGUUCCCUUGCUCCAUGGAGAACAAGUUAGUGGACCGUUCCUGGAAUCAACUGUUGCUCCUGAAGGCUGGCCACCGCCUCAGUGUGGGUCUGAGGGUGUAUCUGCAUGGAACCCAGGAUGCAUACAGAGACUGGGAGCUGUCUCACCCCAACACCACCAGCUUUGGACUCUUUCUUGUGAAACCUGACACCCCAUGGGAAUGAACUCUCAUCUACCCUUCUUGUGACCCCUAAUUGCUAAGUCCUCAAGCUGCUAUGUCUUAAGGGGUCUAAGCAGGGGUCCCCUCCUCCAGGACUUUCCUCUUGUCUUUAACUGAACUCAGUAUUUAUUGUGAGCAUAGCUCAGACAAGACUUUAUAUAAUUCACUGGAUAGCAUUAGCAAACUGCUGGGCAGCUGCUAGAAACAAAUGACUAUAUUUAUAUUAAUAUAUAAAAAAUAAAUGUGUUUGU
This is a messenger RNA of Mus pahari (shrew mouse), 1215 nucleotides long. It is a transcript of the gene Tnfsf9, whose product is annotated as TNF superfamily member 9. Lineage: Eukaryota; Metazoa; Chordata; Mammalia; Rodentia; Muridae. Gene Ontology annotation, biological process: positive regulation of cytotoxic T cell differentiation; positive regulation of activated T cell proliferation; immune response. Bases 42 to 968 code for a protein of 308 amino acids. Gene Ontology annotation, molecular function: tumor necrosis factor receptor binding. The transcript has 3 exons. The record is from RefSeq and is a predicted model, not a curated record. Gene Ontology annotation, cellular component: plasma membrane.